UACCUCACAAUCUGAAGUUGCCAGCCAAACCGAGCCACGCGAGAGGAGACUUUCUGAAUCUCCCUCACAGCCCAGGCGUUUGCCGCGGCGGAUGUAACCUGUGCAGCUCCUUCCUUCUACUGCUGCUUUGCUCACGCUUAAAUCCUUCUCCUUCACUGCCAGCGGUGCCAGAGCAGCGUGAAUUCCAAGAGAUCCACCAGCGGUUUUGUUUCUGUCCGAGGUCGCUCAUCCGAUCCUGCCCCGAGAGAGGCGCCAACAAAGGAGUCGAGGAGGUGCCACCCACCCCAGCUGCGGCGGGAGGAGGAGCGCCAAGGCCCGUGUCCCGACCCGCCGUGCGUACUCACUGGAGGGAAGGGCGGGGUGCCGCUCCGGGAGGGGGACGCCCGGUGGCCCGGGGUUAGCCAAGUUCCAGCUUUGGCGUCCCCUCCUUGGCUCCCACGAGAGGAAAGUUUGCCGUCGACGCUUGCGGCCGGCUCGCGCCCGCCGGGCCCAGGCGGUCGAAUCUUCGGAGCGGGCGCUGUCCCAGCUCCGGGGAACCGCGAGCCGCGAUGCCUGGGGCGGGCUCCCGGGGCCCCGCCGCCGGGGACGGACGGCUGCGGUUGGCAAGGCUGGCGUUAGUGCUGCUGGGUUGGGUCUCCGCGUCGGCCCCCAGCUCUUCGGUACCCUCGUCUUCCACCUCCCCGGCAGCCUUCCUGGCCUCGGGGUCUGCGCAGCCUCCGCCGGCCGAGAGAUGCCCCUCGGCGUGCGAGUGCUCCGAGGCGGCGCGCACGGUUAAGUGCGUGAACCGCAACCUGCUGGAGGUGCCGGCGGACUUACCGCCCUACGUGCGCAACCUUUUCCUAACCGGCAACCAGAUGACCGUGCUCCCGGCGGGCGCCUUCGCCCGCCAGCCGCCGCUCGCCGACCUGGAGGCGCUCAACCUCAGCGGCAACCACCUGAAGGAGGUGUGUGCAGGUGCCUUCGAGCAUCUGCCGGGUCUGCGCCGCCUUGACCUCAGCCACAACCCUCUCACCAACCUCAGCGCCUUUGCCUUUGCGGGCAGCAAUGCCAGCGUCUCAGCCCCCAGCCCCCUGGAAGAGCUGAUCUUGAAUCACAUCGUGCCCCCCGAGGAUCAGCGGCAGAACGGGAGCUUCGAGGGUAUGGUGGCCUUCGAAGGCAUGGUGGCAGCUGCCCUGCGCUCAGGCCUGGCACUCCGAGGCCUUACACGCCUGGAGCUGGCCAGCAAUCACUUUCUUUUCCUGCCUCGGGACUUAUUGGCCCAACUGCCGAGUCUCAGAUACCUGGACCUCAGGAACAACUCCCUGGUGAGCCUGACCUACGCAUCCUUCCGCAACCUGACACACCUCGAAAGCCUCCACUUGGAGGACAAUGCCCUCAAGGUCCUUCACAACUCCACCUUGGCUGAGUGGCAAGGCCUGGCUCAUGUCAGGGUGUUCCUGGACAACAAUCCCUGGGUUUGUGACUGCUACAUGGCUGACAUGGUGGCUUGGCUUAAAGAGACAGAGGUGGUGCCAGAUAAAGCCAGGCUUACCUGCGCAUUCCCGGAGAAAAUGAGGAAUCAUGGCCUCUUAGACCUCAACAGCUCUGACCUGGACUGUGACGCUAUCCUUCCCCAAUCCCUGCAGACUUCCUAUGUCUUCCUAGGUAUUGUUUUAGCUCUGAUAGGCGCUAUUUUCCUCCUCGUUUUGUAUUUGAACCGUAAAGGCAUAAAAAAGUGGAUGCAUAACAUCAGAGAUGCCUGCAGGGAUCAUAUGGAAGGGUAUCAUUACAGAUACGAAAUCAAUGCGGACCCCAGAUUAACAAAUCUUAGUUCCAACUCGGAUGUCUGAGAAACAGGACCGGUCAAGGAGGACUCUGCAUGAGGUGUAGACUUAAGGGUUUUUCUUUCUCCCUUUACUAGGCUUGCUCCACUUCCACACUCCACCAUAGACACUAUUGACUCUGAUCCUCGUUAUGUAAAAUCCUGGUGUGUUCUGUUAAUGUAAGGACAUGAACAACUGUGCACAUGUUUAUUUACCCUUUUCCUUUCCGUACUCCUCGAUGCCUGCGGAGGGAAUUUUUGUUUUUGUUUUGUUUGUUUUUUUUUUUCUUCUCUCAAGUCGCAGCAUGGACUUGGAAUAGUUCAGUUCAAGGUGUAGCACAGAUAACAUUCAACAGAGGCUGCCUCAGUUUUUUUGUUUUUUUUUUUUAGACAAAAGUACUUUAUUCAUAAAUGAGUUUCACCCUCACCUACCUAAAUGAUGGAGGAAAUAUUGCAUCCCCAAACUGCCUGCAGACCGUAGCAAGCUCUUACAUAGAACUUUGUAGUGCACAGGAGCACCUGCAUCCAAGAGCAUGCGUACAUUUUACUGUUCUGCAUAUUAAAAAGAAAAAGUUGCAACUUCAGAUAACUUCUUUGACAAACUAAAUUACUUUUUGAUUGCAGUUUAUAGGAAACUGACCUGAGGUUUUUCGGUGUUUUGUUUUGUUUUGUUUUUUUUUAUAAACUGCAUUGAGAUCCAACAGAUUGGAUUGUUAUAAAAAAAAAAUCAAUAAAAGAAUCUUAAAAGAA
Mus pahari (shrew mouse) is the source of this 2551-nucleotide messenger RNA. It is a transcript of the gene Tpbg, whose product is annotated as trophoblast glycoprotein. Gene Ontology annotation, cellular component: plasma membrane. The coding region runs from base 549 to 1829 and encodes 426 amino acids. The record is from RefSeq and is a predicted model, not a curated record. NCBI's taxonomy places the organism in Eukaryota, Metazoa, Chordata, Mammalia, Rodentia, Muridae. Gene Ontology annotation, biological process: negative regulation of canonical Wnt signaling pathway. Gene Ontology annotation, molecular function: protein binding. The transcript has 2 exons.